This is a messenger RNA of Alternaria postmessia, 1710 nucleotides long. RefSeq lists its product as uncharacterized. The record is from RefSeq and is a predicted model, not a curated record. The transcript has a single exon. The coding region runs from base 1 to 1710 and encodes 569 amino acids. Gene Ontology annotation, cellular component: nucleus. Gene Ontology annotation, molecular function: transcription cis-regulatory region binding; zinc ion binding; DNA-binding transcription factor activity, RNA polymerase II-specific. NCBI's taxonomy places the organism in Eukaryota, Fungi, Ascomycota, Dothideomycetes, Pleosporales, Pleosporaceae. Gene Ontology annotation, biological process: positive regulation of transcription by RNA polymerase II.
AUGAGCGUGACGCCCUUUAACCUCCCGACCAAAGCCUGCCACAAUUGCCGGAAGCGACGAUGGAGGUGCGAUCGGUCGCUGCCAAGCUGCCAGAAAUGUUUGUCAGCCGGGACAGAAUGUCUGGGCUACGGCAAGCUGUUUGUAUGGAACCGCGGAGUUGCAAGUCGUGGGAAGAUGAUGGGGAAAGGGUAUGAGGAGAAGAUGGAGCAGAGUCCUGCUGGUGUUGCUGCUGCGACAGAAGGGGCAGCCAAGACUCAAGAUGUACCGCCGACUUUGGUAUGGCAACACGAGGGUUCGUCACAACAACAACAAUCAUCGGACAAUGAUUUCGAAAUGGUGCCGGCCAGUUCGGUACCGGACUUCUCCCGGAUGUCCGAACAGGAGCAGAAUCAGACCAUGGCGAUGACUGCUGUACAACCGCAGAUGACGGAUCCUCUAGUCAAUGAUCUCGAUCGUAACUCGCGGUACUAUCUGUACCACUUCGCGACACAGUUGUGCGAAGUCAUGGUUGUAUACGAUGAACCGGGGCAAAACCCUAUCCGCGAUCUCAUCCCCGCUACAUCUGCUUAUCCAUUGCUCCUGCAGAUCAUUGUCGCAAACUCAGCAUUUCACGUCUUCAACAUAACACGCAACCCGAUGGGUCAGUCGGCCUAUCAAGGCGAGCAAAGUCCAACGGUAAUGGCAUACUACCAAGCUGUAAGCCGGUUUGGUGGCCCGUUGAAGUCGUCCUAUAGGGACGCACUCGUGGCGAAGCAACAAGCGCUAUCCCUACUGGCAAAGAGUGUGACCUCCGUGAACACGUCAAACAUUGACCUCAUCUUGAUCACUAUUCUGCUUUUCGUUAACUAUGCUCUGGUGGAAUCAGGCAGAGACAAAUGGAAGGUACACAUGGACGGGGCGCUAAAGCUCAUCAAACUCCUAGGGGAACCGCCAUACCUCCAGCGACCGAUGAGCAGACUUCGGCAAACAAUUCUUUCUGACUUUCUUGUAUUCUACAUUCUUGGUUCAACCUUCACUUUUACGACACUCCCCGCGUUAAUCCCAGAGACUAUCGAGCUGGACCCUAUCCUUCGAUACGCAGAAACAAACAACUACCUCUCCUGUCCCGGGCCGCUGUUACGCGUAAUGCUCGAGUCCUUCGCAUUGCCGGAUACACACGGCUCGCCUUCCGGAACAAGCACCCCCAUAUACCUCCAACAGCAGGUCGGCGUACUACUUCAACGCGCUCUCGACUUUGACCCUAUCGCAUGGUCCGUCGACUUUGAGCGCGCCUCACCUCUCGACGACAUCCAAAAGCGCAUCCGUAUAGCCUCCGCCCAUCGCUCGGCAGUCUGCAUCUAUCUCGCGCGCGUCCUCCCCUCUACAAAUCCUCUUCUUGAUCCAGCGAGUGGCGAAGCACUUGUUAGUCUCACCGCUCUCGCUGAUGACGUUGUCCAGCAUAUCUCACACCUCAAGCCGGGCGAUGCGCUCUUCAAAUCGAUUUGUUGGCCGUUAUUCCUUGCGGGUGCUGAGAGCGAGGAUCCUAGUCAGCGUGAGUGGAUUAUGAAUACACUAGACGAGUUGUAUGGCCAGAUGUUUUGGGGUUAUUUGCAUACGUCUAAGCGAGUGCUGGAAACUAUCUGGCGAUUCAAAGAUGAAGCCGGGGUUGGGGUGGGGAACUGUUGGGUGGAAGAGGUUAAGGAUCUUGGUAAUGAUAUCCUGAUCGCUUGA